CCCCCGUCCCCGCACCUCUCUGUUGUUUAUGUGCCCGUACUCGUAUCGAAGCAUUUCAUUGGUUCCACGUGUACACCCACAGAGUUUUGACCAAUGGCCGGGAGGUUUACUAAUUGGCGGGCAGCUACUGUCCUCUCCUGCUUGCAGACGUCUCGGAUCCUUGACUUAUUGCAACAAAGGAUGAUGAAUACGUUUGAGUUCCUCUUCUGUUCCUGAGCAGUGGGCCGCCAGCCCGCCACCACUGAAUGUCCCGCUGAAGUGUCAGAAAACCAGAGCAGGUCUCCGGGCGAUGGACGAACCCGUCAAAGGUUCCCCACAGUAACAGCAGAGGAGCCGCUUUAAAGAUACCAAAAUGAUUCGAAUUGCAGCUCUAAACGCCGCUUCGACGGCCGCCGACGAGUCGCAGGACCCGCUGAGGAGCAGCAAGAGUCAGACAAAGGAGGCUCAGGAAGCGGAGGCUUUCGCGCUGUACCACAAAGCUUUGGAUCUCCAGAAACAUGACAAGUUCGAGGAGUCUGCCAAGGCCUACCAUGAGCUUCUGAAAACGCCGCUGCUCAAAGAGGCCAUGCCCUCAGAAGACCAAAGAGUGGGUCUCAAGCAUCCUGGACUGAUGCUGAAAUACUCCACGUUUAAAAACCUGGCUACUAUGGCGGCAUCACGGGAGGACUUGGAGAAAGCAAUGGAGUUUUAUCUGGAGGCCGUCAUGUUGGACUCCACCGACGUGAACAUGUGGUAUAAAAUCGGCCAGGUGGCUGUGCGACUUGUGCGCAUCCCUCUAGCUCGUCACGCGUUUGAGGAGGGCCUGCACUGCAACCCCGACCACUGGCCAUGCCUGGACAACCUCAUCACUAUCCUGUAUGCCCUUAGUGACUAUACUUAUUGUUUGUACUUCAUUGCCAAAGCCCUGGAGAAGGACCAUUGCUACACCAAAGGCCUGGUGUUAAAGGAAAAAAUCUUUAAGGAACAGCCUUGUUUGAAGAGGGAUACGAUGCAAAUGUUCACAAAAUGCGACGUGUCCGUUCACUACGUGGAGGUGGAGGACGAAGAGCGCAGAUCUGUCAUUGAGGAGGCUCUGGAGAUACGGAGGCGCAGACAGGCUCUGUCUCACUGUGAACCCAAAGCAGACCUUGUCCUGAGUCAGCCCAUACACUGCUUCUCAUGGAAGCACGUCGGCGAAAGCUUCCUCGCUAUGUACAAACAUCAGACCACCUGCGAACCUCCACGGCCCAGCCUGGGCCACAGAGUUGACCUGUCGGCGUACCGCGACCCCACCUUCCCUCAGAACCUUCCCCAGCCCAGCAGCCCCGUCAGUAUGGGCCUGACCACCGUGCUGAGCAGCCCCAGUUCUUCCCUGCCACCAGUGACCUUCAACGAGCCCGCAGUCCUCCCCCAGCCUGGUGCUCAACCUCAAAUCACCCUCAGCCAGACCACUGUGGAGGUCACCACUACAGCGCCCCCUGCUGCUGCAGGCAUGGAGAUUUCCCUGGCAGAUAAAGCGAAGAAGGGUCCAAAAAGGAAACGUACGGUGGAGGAUAGCGGUGAGACGGCCAAACGCCGCUCGGCACGUGUUCGCAACACAAAAUGCAAGAAGGAAGAGAAGAUAGACUUUCAGGAGCUUCUUUUUAAAUACUUACCGUCCAGGCUGAAGAAGUUUGACCCUGAUAACGACGAUGAGAGCUUGGGGAAUCCUGAGACGCAGAGUGACGGGAAGGAUGACGUUCAGCCUUAUCAUGGGAGCUGCUUACCAGCUGACUCAGUGGCACCGAUGGAAUCUGAGCAACAAGAUGUCCACAACUUCCUGAUCAACAAUUUAACCAAUGGGGGUAUCCUGGAUCUGAUGAUGCGCUAUCUGAAAGCGGUCGGUCAGAAGUUCAUGGAGGAGUGGCCGUGGGGGCUGACCGCUGUGGUGCUGGAGGUCUAUCAGACCUGGAGGAAGCACAGCAUGGGCUUGCCCAACCCUCUCCUUCGGGACUGCAGCAACCAGCACAUCCGGGAAAUGAUUACAAUGAGCCUGGCCUGUAUGGAGUUGCAGCUGGAACAGUGGCUGCACAACAAAGGGAAGAUUGAUGGAGAGUUUGUGCGAUUUUCUUCUGUGACAACUAUGAUGCAGGAAGCAAGGAUAAAUCCAGGAAGAAACGGCGGCGGUCCCGGCGGCGACGCGUCUGACUCGGAGUUCCCGGGGCAACACUUCCAGGGCGACUUGUUCGUCCUGGCCCUCGGUUCUUCCCAGAGAGAUCUGUUCGAGAAGGACUGGUUGGACGUCAUGGUGCGCGUCUACUGGCUCAAAGCGCGCUUUUUGGCUCUGCAGGGAGAUAUGGAGUUGGCGCUUGAGAGCUACGACGUAUGCAUAGGCCUGCUGCAGAGCAAACCGAAGACCGCUGACGGGAAGCAUUAUACGAUCAAGCUGCCAAACCUUCGUGUAGACGCAGCCAUAUCUGUGGAGGAGAUCGACAAGAGACUGAAGUCGUUGGAGCGUUGUCAGUCCUUAGAGGAGAUCCAGCGUCUCUUUGAGGCCGCAGACUUUGAGUCUGUUGUGCGUCUGCUGCAACCCACUCUUAAUUAUGAAAACAGGAGCAAAUCUCUGGAGUUCGUGAGCUCCACCCCAGAGCGUCCCGCCCAGCUGAUGCUCCUGCAGAACUCCCUGUUGAAGGUGCAGGACUACCGGCAAUGCUUGGAGUGCAGCGAGCUGGCUUUGAACGAGGCCCUGCAGCAGCUCAACUCUGCUCCAGGCGGUUCUGCUCCCAGCAAGGAAGAGUGGGUCAGCACCAUCAGAAAGCUGCUGGAUGGCGUCGAGAUCUGCUUCACGAAGGAACCCGAGCUCCUGAGCAAAAUCCCUCACUUCUCAAGCAUGGCUCGGCUGGCAAACAAUCUAAUUCAGCUGAUUGAUCUUAGCAUGAGUACCUCAGAUGAUCCCAAGGAGCCGUAUUUCUUCUCAGUUGUGCCUUGGAUUAUCUUGUAUCGCAUUAUCAAACACGAGGAGGCGGCCUUUGACUGUAUGCUUCGGCAGCACGUGUCUUUAGAUGACGACGAAGAUGAACCUGAAACUCCCAUGCUUCCCUCCUCUCUGAUGCUUUUGAGUACGGCUCACGAGUAUCUGGGUCGUCGAUCGUUAUGCUGCAGCUCAGACGGCGCCCUCCUCAAGUUCUUUAUUCGCGUAUUGGAGAAAGAAUUUGCUGCUCCCACCUCCAGUGACUCUCAUCCCUACAAAGAAGAGCUGGAAAUGGCCUUGGAGCAGUGCUUUUUCUGCUUAUACGCCUACCCCAGUAAGAAGAGCAAGGCACGUUACCUCGAGGACCACUCGUCUCCACAGGUUGAGCUUCAGUGGAGCGACGCGCUCUUCAUGUUCCAGUACUUCAAACCAAAGUCCCUGCCGGAGUUCGACAGCUACAAGACGAGCACGGUGUCGGCAGAGCUGGCCAAUCUGCUGAGGAGAUUCGCGAGCAUAGCGCCCCCAAGCGAGACCCCCACCUUCACCACGGACGAGGUGGCAGCCUACAUCGAGGACAUGACGGAAAAGGUCCCGUCCCUUCCGGCUGGCAGCCCCCCCGCGCCCCCGAUCAUCAAUGAGAUCUACUACCUGCUGGCUGAUUAUCACUUCAAGAACAAGGAGCAGUCCAAAGCCAUCAAGUUCUACAUGCAUGACAUUUGCGUGUGUCCCAACAGGUUCGACUCCUGGGCAGGCAUGGCUUUAGCCAGAGCCAGCCGCAUCCAAGAGAAGCUCAACUCCAACGAGCUGAAAAGCGACGUUCCCAUAUGGAAGCACUCCCAGGCUGUGCUGAACUGCUUCAAGCGGGCCCUGGAGAUAGACAGCUCCAACCUGUCGCUGUGGAUCGAGUACGGGACCAUAUCGUACGCGCUGCACACGUUUGCUUCCCGGCAGCUCAAACAAUGGCGAGUGGAGCUCCCUCCAGAGUUUGUUAAACAGAUGGAGGAGAGAAGAGACUCCAUGCUGGAGACGGCGUUUCAGUGCUUCCAGGGCGCCUCCCGCUGUGAGGGUGACAGCGAUGAAGAAGAGUGGCUUAUUCACUACAUGCUGGGGAAGAUAGCCGAGAAGCGCAGAAAGCCCCCCGUCGAAUAUCUGCAGCUUUACAAAAAGGCGGCGCAAUAUCUGCACGAAGAAGCUGCCAGGUACCCGCGGAAAAUCCACUACCACAAUCCUCCGGACCUGGCUAUGGAGGCCCUGGAAUUGCAUUUCCGUCUGAGUGCCUCCAUCCUGAAGUUGCUACACGGUACCGAGCCUGAUCUGGAUCACGAGGUUUUGUUUAACUUGCUGGUCGAAGCGGCGACCGGGCCAUUUGCAAAGGGGGAAGAGAAGAGCAUGCCGAGCUUGCCCAGGUCCAAUGAAAAAGAGAAACCCGCUUCAAUGACGGAGGAAGAAUUUAACUGCUCCUCCGUUUGCAUAGGGAACGUCCUCAGCCCCUCCCUUCCCUCCGCCGCCACCCCAGGUGUGACAUCCCCUCCUUACGUGGCCACGCCAUUUGACCACGAUUACGCCAAACGCAAAACACUCCGAAGGCAACAGUGGCAGCAGCAACGGCAUGAGGAGCAGCAGGCUGAUGCCUCACCAGGGUUUGACCAUGAAUACUGCCUGCCCAGGUCUGCAAAAUGGCUGGCUUCCUUCAAUGAGCAAAGCCAGGACAGCGAGGUGGUGUUGCUUUCUGACUCCAACUCCACCCAGGACGCCUUCACGGAUCCCGCCAGCUCACAGGACACCAGCCACAGGCCUGCCUCCGUCAAAGCCAGUCCGUCGUCGUCAGAAAGCACGACCCCCGUGAAGGACAGGCAGCCCCCCUCUGAGGACGCAGUCUUACAUAGAGACCAAUCAGGCGUCCAGACAGAGGAGAAGGUUAUUCAGGAGAAGGUGGUGAGCGCGGUGGCGGAGGUCCCGGAGGGAUCGGCUCCUAAGGUCUCUGCCGACCCCUGCCCUCCUGCCCCCGCCUCCGCCACGGCCACGCCGCCGAAGCCGGCAGCCUCCCAGCAGGGCGCCGCUCAGACCCCAGCCAGCGAGGGCAAGAAGAAGCCCGAGCCCCCCGCCGAGGCGAUCGAAGUGCCCAAAGCGCUGCCUGCGGAACGAGCGGAUCAGAGGCGAAUGCUGGUGGAGAUGUGUGUGCGUGCUCUGUUUCUGUGCCUCAGCCGCUUCCCUCAGCACUACAAGAGUCUCUACCGCCUGGCCUACUUCUACACCAACAGCAAGACUCAUCAGAACCUACAGUGGGCCCGAGAUGUGUUGCUAGGAAGCAGUGUCCCAUGGCAACAGCUGAAGCACAUGCCAGCACAAGGACUUUUCUGUGAAAGAAACAAGACGAACCUGUUCAACGGCAUCUGGCGAAUUCCAGUAGAUGAGAUUGAUCGCCCAGGAAGUUUUGCAUCUCAUAUGAACCGAUCCGUCGUCCUCUUGCUGGAGGUGCUGUCUCAGCUCAAGGAUCACAACACACUGCUAAAAGUCUCUUUCAUGCUACACAAAAACCCUGACCAGGGAAAGAAAUAUUUACGGGAUGUUGAUCGCCAGGUUUUGGCCAAGAGAGCAUUUUUCCUAACUGUAAAAGUCCUGGAGGACAAUCUAAGCAGUCUCACCGGGGUGUCUGAGCAGCUUCACAAAGCGCCCGCACCCUCCAUGGGGGAGAUGACCACGACGGACACAUCCAGCAGGCCCAGUCCGGAGGACAGCAAACACACGCUGCCUAAAAAGCCCGGGCUUACCGAGGGAGCCUGCGUCGCUGAUACUGGGCCCAGAGAAGCCUCGCAGGCUCAGCUAACCCCAACGCCACCGUCAGCAGAUAAAGGGAGUAUAACUCAAGAGGGCUUUCCCGGGAAGGCGGAGACUGUUUUGAAUGAAGGGAACAAAGGAGGGCCAGACGAACUGAUGGAAAUGGAAACAUGUCUCUGGAGGAAGCCCUCCACGACCACAGACUCUCAGGGCAACCAAACGGAGGCCGAGGCCUCCCCGAGUGGCUUGGACGCCCAGCCGAAAGUGGCCGAAACCAGCCGGGCACCGGAGCUGUCUCUGGAGGAGCUGAGCAUCAGCUCAAGACAGCAGCAGCUGCAGGUGGCUGCGCCAAAAGCGGCGGUGGCAGCAGGUGGGACCGAUCAGGCCUUACUACGAAAACCAAACAGGAAAAGGAAACUUAUAGAGGAUGUGGAGUCCGGAAAAACCCUGCUGCUUGACGCCUACAGAGUGUGGCAGCAAGGGCAGAAGAUCAUGACCUACGACCUGGGACGCGUUGAGAAGAUAAUGUCUGAGACGUACAUGCUCAUUAAACAGGUCGAUGAAGACGUAGCUCUGGACCAGGCAGUGAAGUUCUGCCAGAUCCAGAUGGCCACCUCGGCACAGAGACAGUCAACAGGCGAUGCCCCGACCACGCCCAAGUACGCCAAGGAGCACAGAGACAUCUUCUUCCCUGCCUCCCUGCCGACGCCCGUCCUGCUCAGUCACCCUUCCUGCCACCCGCUGUCAACCCAGGAUGGCCAGGCCAAAGGGGCCGGAGAGCCCCUCAGCAAGAUGUCCAGACCUCAGAGCUCAGGCUUCCAUGAUCAGCUGCAGCAGAGAAGAGCAGGUGGCCAGUCUGCUGCCGCCGUGGCCUUCCUCCCGCCUGCAGAGGAGCGGGAGGAGCCCUCAGAGGGGCUGCUGUACCGCCAGCAGGAGUCCCACCUCUGUCAGCGGAUGAAGCUGGCCACGGUCUCCCAGGGACAAGAACCUUCAGCUGGUUGGUUUCAGGAGGAAACCGCCACAUGUAGCACCACGCAACCUUGUUCAGACCAGCAGCAGUAUGCCAGCAGUGAGCAGUGCAAGCUUCCAGACCCCAGCCGAAUCCGCUCCAGAGUCCCAGCAAACAUGCCAAAGCUUUUCAUCCCCUCCACCGUCACCAAGUUCCCCCCAGAAAUCACCGUAACACCUCCGACGCCCACGCUGCUCUCCCCCAAAGGCAGCAUCUCAGAGGAAACCAAGCAAAGGCUGAAGAACGUUAUCUUGUCGUCCCAGUCUGCCGCCACCGUCAAGAAGGACACGCUGACCCAGCCGGUGCUGGAGGUGCAGGAGACGUCCAGCCAGGAGUCGUCUCUGGAGAGCGAGUCGGACGAGGAGGAGGACGACGACAUGGACAUCUGAGCUGAAGCUCGGCUCCAGUCUCAUCUGGCUCCAUUUUUUUUAUUUUAUUUUUUCCAAAGAAAUUGUCGAUUCCUCAGCAGCUGCCUGUGUUGACGCUUUGGUUCCCUCACGUGCCGUAUGACGGAAAGCUCUGCUCCAACCAGAUGAGAUGCAGUGUAGUGUUGCCGUGGUCGGUGGUGUUGCUGCAUGGCAGACCGACACGUGCCACCAGCGCAGAGCACACGUCGGCUUCUUCAGCUCUCUUGCUUUACCCCCACCCCCCCCCCCCCCCCGAUCUGGCAAAAAAAGAAGAAGAAAACCAGACUUUGCCUUUAACGGCUACCAGCGACAUGUUUAUGCAUCUUUAAUAUGUUGUGUGCUGAUUGUUUUCUCUCCGAGCUGCAGCUAAACCGCUCGUCUUGAGCUCCCCCCCCCCAUCUGAGGUCGCCUCGGUCUGGACCGACGCUCAGCAGCAUGCACUUUCUCUCCACUCCGGCGUCUCAAAAGACGAACGCCGAGGUGAAAGCGAGGACAGCCGGCCGCAUCCUGGCUCCAUCUGUGGAGCCAGCGAUCCGCAAAAAGCCUCCUCACCUGUAGCAGACUGAAAAUGUUUACACUGAACACUUGGGAUGUUUUUCAGUUGGCACAUUUAACUUUGUGCUCCUUUUUUUUGUUUUUUGUACUGACUGUAUUUCUUGUAAUAUUCUAUUGUUUUCUCUUUUUUGUGUGCAUUUGUAGCUACGAAACACUUCUUGCCAGGAUGACGUCCUGUCACCAGCACUGAUCUGAUCUGAACGGCGACAAUAGAGGCUUUCACUUAUUAGGAAUUCCAAAAAAGGAACGAAAAAUAAUCUUCUUUGAAUGUUUAGCUUUGUUGGAUGGAGGGUUGAGCUGGAGAGGGGUGCACACGUGGUGAGACCGUAAAACAUUAGGGUGCGGGUUCUACGCCGCCAUCUCACCCGGCGUCAGGGGAACCCAUAUGCAUGAUUAUGAGGACUCUGCGAUCCCGAUGCCUUUCCACUGAACUCGUUUAAGGAGAAUUUGUCACAUUUCUUGCCUAACUCAGAGGAAGACGCACAGAAUGUUUUUUACAGAUAGUUUUCUAUAAAAAGAAAGACUUAUUAUGUUUCCUGAAAGCCGCGUGAGGUCAUUUUUAAAGAAAAGAGAAAAAAAAGGGCACAAAUGGAAAAAAAAAACAAUCCCCCGUACGAGAGGGAAAAAACUGCUUUGUGUUUUAGUUUGUCGUUCAUUUGGAGGGUUUGUGAGGUUGCUGUGAUGGGCUUUUGGAGCUGAAGCAGUCGGCGGGUUUAAGUCCUGAGGCCACUCCAACAUGUUCUCUGUGUCUGGACUGAAUGAAUUAUUGAUGUCAAACCAAAUAUAUAUAUAUUUGAGAAACGCAUUUGUUGUUUCGAGUCUUUAAAUCCAAACAAAUCAAACCGCUUUCUUGUCAUUUUGUUGUAUUUGUAACACAGAGGCAACUUUAUAAAUUAAAGGAACUAUAAGUGACAUUUCACCACUAGGUGUGCUGUUGAGCACCUGGGAAACCAGA
Molecule: messenger RNA, 8633 nt
Organism: Fundulus heteroclitus (mummichog)
Lineage: Eukaryota; Metazoa; Chordata; Actinopteri; Cyprinodontiformes; Fundulidae
Gene: cabin1
Product: calcineurin binding protein 1
Exons: 40
Coding region: 353-7105 (2250 amino acids)
Biological process (GO): chromatin organization
Cellular component (GO): nucleus
Molecular function (GO): protein binding; nucleosome binding
Source: RefSeq, a predicted model, not a curated record